Molecule: messenger RNA, 1116 nt
Organism: Talaromyces rugulosus
Lineage: Eukaryota; Fungi; Ascomycota; Eurotiomycetes; Eurotiales; Trichocomaceae
Exons: 3
Coding region: 1-1116 (371 amino acids)
Biological process (GO): phospholipid metabolic process
Molecular function (GO): phosphatidate phosphatase activity
Source: RefSeq, a predicted model, not a curated record
AUGGCUAUUUCUAAGCGAAUCCUGUUUUCUUAUAUAUUGGACUGGGUCGCUAUAUUAGUGUUUGCUGCAAUUUCAGCCGGCCUCAACUCUGUGAAGCCUCAGAAGCCACCUUUUUCUCUUUCAGACUUGUCAAUAUCAUUGCCGUACAAAAACGACACAAUCUCCAUCACACUUGCCGGAAUCGUGUGUGUGGUGCUCCCAGCAGCGAUCAUUGCGUUUGUAUGUUGUGCCAUCGGCGCAUGGCGUGUCCAGCGUGCUUCAGCACACCUCCGUCGUCAAAUCUGGAGACGUGAACUAUGGGAUUGGUUUUCUGGGUGGCUAGGACUUGGGCUUUCAGUUGUGGCAGCAUUCUUCUUCGCCCAAGCGGUGAAAAACCUGAUUGGAAAGCCUCGUCCCGACUUUCUAGCACGGUGCAAUCCCGAUAGCAACAGCCAAACCAAGUACGCCACGGAGGGCUUUGACCCUGCAGGAUCUGUUCUUGUGAGCUGGGAGAUAUGCCAAUCCAAGGAUGGGGGUGGUUUCGGGAUCAAGGAGUUUGAAGAUGGCUUUCGGAGCUUCCCCAGUGUCGCCUUUUCAGGACUCCUGUACUUGACCCUUUUCUUAGCCACGAAGUUUUCCGUUGGAAUUCCCUUUCUCACAUCGGCACCAUCACGUCGAAAUAAUACCCAUGAGCACGGGGUUCCUUUUGACGAAACCGAAGGAAUUCGAAAGCAGAAUGCGGCUGCUCCUCUGUAUCUCGUUGCCUUGGUAUUGAUCCCCUUCGGAGCGGCCAUAUACAUUGCUUCCACACGAUUCUCUGACGGAAAACACCAUGGCUUUGACGUGAUCAUCAGUUCCAUAACAGGGUCAGUCUGUGGGUAUUUUGGCUUUCGAUGGUAUCACCUACCCAUAACCCGCGGCGGUGGACGGUCAUGGGCGCCGAGGAGUGCAGAUAGAGCCUUUGGGAUAUCUGUUGGUCAUUUGAGCUAUGUGCGGGCUGGAAACGAUGAAAUUUUCAGUGAAGGCGACCUAGAACACGGCGCUUAUAAUGUUCAAUAUACGGCUCAGCAGAACGCGAUAGAGAUGAACAACCUCCACAGAAGCGAGACCGGUAGCAGCCGACGCCAAUUACGGUGA